Dama dama (fallow deer) is the source of this 910-nucleotide messenger RNA. RefSeq names its product chromosome 10 C16orf90 homolog (gene C10H16orf90). The record is from RefSeq and is a predicted model, not a curated record. The transcript is spliced from 3 exons. Lineage: Eukaryota; Metazoa; Chordata; Mammalia; Artiodactyla; Cervidae. Bases 1 to 558 code for a protein of 185 amino acids.
AUGGAAGCCUUGGUCUGUGCGUUCUCUGAGCUGCGCAUAAGAGAAGAUGCAGUGAGCUGGGCCCAAGGACACACCAGUCACCCCGACACACCACCCAACAUCUACGAGGGGGGGCUGGGGGCCCAGCAGCAGCAGUGCCCCAGUGCCCAGGGAAGCAAGCCCAAGAACUUCCGGCUGCGCCACCUCCGGGGCCUGGCUCUCUACCUGCCGGGCCACCUGCAGCCUGCCGGCCAGUGUGAGAGUCACUGGCUGGGUCGGCUCCUGGCCGGGGGCUGCCUGCCACAGCCCGAGGGCCUGGUCUGGCCCCUGGACUUAGCACAGGGGACUCUGGGCCGAGGUAACAGCCACCACUCAGCCCUUCUGGAAGCUCAACUGCCCAGGGACAGCCGGGCAAAUACAGCUUCCAGCUCCAGCAUGGACCCAGCCAAGGGUGCCCCCUCACAGUCUGGUCACCCUGAAGGCUUAGGGCUCAGGCCUAAGAGAUCCUGGGGGGCCCCAGAGGAGACCACAUGUCCCUUGUGCAAGAGAACCCGCUCUGGGGGCCUGGAGGGGCCGUAGGGAUCCAAGUGCCAGAGCUGGUUCUCCCAGCUCAGGACAGGAGGGGAGAGGGUGGCCCCAGGAGCAGGAGAUAGGUCCAGGGUGGGGGGGAAGGGCUCAGCCCCCACCAGUAGCACCCCCACACCGAGACACCUAGGCAGCUACCCAGCACCAGAGCCUGGGCCAGCCUUGGGAAAGCUUGAGGGUGGAGGGAGGAGGAAGAGGUCCCGCGAGAGGGACAGAGAAAAAGAAAGAAGCCGGGGCAUGCCCCUGCAGCCUGCUUCAACUCACAUCAGCCACGGGUACCGGGGAGGCCGGAUGGAGUGGAGAGCUGGGCUCCCGAGGGGCCGGGGAACCUACAGGUCUAAUGUCA